CCCGCCGGGGCCGCCCGCCCCGCCCCGCCCCGCCCCGCCAUGGCGGCCCCGCGCCGCGCCUGGCUCGUCUUCGGCUUCAGCCCCGAGGAGGCGGCGGGGGAGCCGGGGCCGGGCCCGGGCCCGCGGCGGCUGGAGUCGGGCCCCGAGGGGAUCCGCCGCGUGUGGCCCGCCUGGAGCUACGUGGUCGUGGAGACCGGCGCGGGGCUGGAGGUGCGGAGCGCGGGGCUGCGGCGGGGGCUGCCGGGCUGGGCCGAGGCGCUGCCCUCGGAGACGCACCUGGUGCUGCGGGGGGCGGCGGCGGCCCGGGCCUGGCCGCGGGCGGCGGCGUUGCGGGGAGCGCUGCGGGACGGGCCCGCCUGGAGCCGGGACCUGCCGCCGGGACCCCGCCGCCCCCCGCCGCUGCCGCUGCUGCCCGGCGGCUUCGCCACGCCGCGGCCGCCGUUCUUCGCCGCGCUGCCCGGGGGGGUGCGGGCCCGCGGGCUGGCCCUGGGCUACGAGCACGUCCUGGUGCUGGGCGCCGCCGGGGAGACCUACGCCUGGGGCGGCGGCAGGCACGGGCAGCUCGGCCACGGGACCCUGGAGUCGGAGCUGCAGCCGCGGUUGGUGGAGGCGUUGGCCGGCGUGCCGAUGCAGGCGGUGGCGGCUGGCGGGUGGCAUUCGGCCAGCGUUAGCGAGGCAGGAGACCUCUACGUGUGGGGCUGGAACGAGUCAGGCCAGCUGGCUCUGCCCUCCAAAGCGCUGGCGGAAGAGCGGGCACAGGACGAGGACGCAGGGCACGCUGAGCUGACGCCCCGCCGGGAGCAGCCGGCUGCCGAGGAUGCUGCGUUCAUUUCCAUCCAGGCGUUCCCGGCAUUGCUGGAUCUGCCGCAGGACCUGGAGGUCAGCAAGGUCAGCUGCGGGUCCCGGCACACCGCUGUUGUCACACGAGGCGGCGAGCUCUACACCUGGGGCUGGGGUAAAUACGGGCAGCUGGGACACGAGGACAACGCCAGCUCCGACCAGCCAUGCCGCGUCGAGUACCUGGCGGCUGAGGGGCUGCGGGCGGAGGAGGUGGUGUGCGGGCCCUGGACCACCUACGUCUGCGUGCUGGAGCCCCAGAGCCCCCCCCCCGCCACAGCUGCCUACGCUGAGGAAGACACAGGCCCCACUCUGCCGGGGGAGAUGGGGCAGGCAGCCCCCCAGGACAGGAUCCCUCCGGGUUUAGCCACGGUGAACGCAGGGGCUGCAGCUGGGCUGGUGCCUGACCCUGCCCCGGCUGCAGCUACGCAAGUGCUAAAGCCACCGAGGGAAGAGCCAAACAUGUUAAUUACAGCUGCUUUUCCAUAACGGCUGCGGUGCUGCUUUGUGUUGCGUACAAAGGAUGUUCCCAGGUUCCCCAGCCCCAGCUUAAAGCCGUGCCAGACCCUCGUCCCUGCCCAGCCGAGGGCAGCCAUCGGUCACCCCACAGACACACACACAGC
Molecule: messenger RNA, 1460 nt
Organism: Grus americana (Whooping crane)
Lineage: Eukaryota; Metazoa; Chordata; Aves; Gruiformes; Gruidae
Gene: RCCD1
Product: RCC1 domain containing 1
Exons: 7
Coding region: 40-1326 (428 amino acids)
Source: RefSeq, a predicted model, not a curated record